Coccomyxa subellipsoidea C-169 is the source of this 1629-nucleotide messenger RNA. RefSeq lists its product as hypothetical. The transcript is spliced from 12 exons. Bases 1 to 1629 code for a protein of 542 amino acids. The record is from RefSeq and is a predicted model, not a curated record. NCBI's taxonomy places the organism in Eukaryota, Viridiplantae, Chlorophyta, Trebouxiophyceae, Coccomyxaceae.
AUGUCGCCUCCUUCUGCAAACAUCCUCGUCGUCUUCCUCCUUUGCGCCUCUGCAACUGCUCUUGCGGAAGAUCACUCUUCGGGGCGCCAGCUGAAGACCUUUGGAGGCGGCGGGUUCCUUGGCGAUCCCCUGUCUGCAGCAAGGUCUAUUGUGGGUGCUCACUCAUCUGAGCAGGCCAGCGCAGUUUCGAGUGCGCUCGCCCAAUCAUACAGCCAAGCCGACAAGCCAUCCGCGACCUCCUCCUUCGCGGACAGCAGCGCAGAGGCCUUCUCAUCAGCUGCCAGCUCUGACCCGACCAGCACUGCGAUGGCAUACGCUCAGGCUGCAGCAAGUGGCGGUGAUUCUGCCGAAGCAGCUGCGGUGUCUGCUGCACGCGCGUUGAGCGCCGGAGGCGAGAAAUCAAAGGCCUUUGCAUCAGCCAUCGCCCUGGCCAUCAGCCAGACGGGCUGCCCCACCCUCCAGCCAACCCUGGCCAAGGCGAAGGCAAUGGCGGUCGCUCAGGGGGACGCAGUCGCGCAGGCCUUUGCACAGGCGGUGGCCCAGUACCCCAUCAUUGCCGACUGCAUCGGCGGCUCCGGCUCCCGGGCCUCGGCCGAGGCUCGCGCCAGUGCAAGCGCCGGCGGCAACUCCAGCCAGGCAGCAGCGCAGGCUGAUGCAGCAGCCAAGGCUCAGACAAAUGGGCAGGCCAGCGCCCAGGCAAAUGCGGCAGCCAAUGCCGGCAGCUCUGGUGGACCCGGCGGCAGCAGCGCAUCUGCACAGGCCACCGCGCAGGCCAGCUCUGGCUCUGGCCGCAAGAUGCUCAUGAGUCUCGCACAUCUCUUCGUCCUAGCCGUCAUUGCGUGCAGCGCCCCUGCGCUUGCCCUCGACCUUCCAUCAGGCCGGCUGCUCCUUCAGGUGUCAGGUGUGGGCUCGGGCGGCUCUCAAACAACAGGGCUGGGCUCGGGCGGCUCUCAGGCAACAGGGCUGGGCGCGGCAGGGGCAGGGGCAGGCGGCUCAGACUUCCUCCCCAGCACCGGCAGCUCAACAGCAACAGCGAGCGCGAAGGCCGAGGCUCAGUCCGGCUUUGGUGGCGGCGAUGCCAACGCGGCGGCGCAGGCCAUUGCUCAGUCCGGCAGCAGCCAGGACGUGGCUGAUGCAUUCUCACAGGCUUACUCACAGGCUGGCAACCCAACCCUGACGUCCCCUUUUGCAUCCACCAGCGCACAAGCAUUCGCCCAGGCCUCAGCCUCCAACGUCGAUGCCGCCGCUGAUGCCUUUGCCAAGACCUGCUCAACAAAUCUGGACGCAGCUGCGCUGGCGACAGCAAAGGCCUUUGUGACUGGAGGUGCCCAGGCAUCCGCCUUUGCACAGGCCAUCUCAAGGUCCAUCUCCAAGUAUGGAUGCCAGGCAAUCCAGCCUGCACUCGCAAAGGCAUCUGCGCUGGCCCAGGCGAGCGGCAACGGCGCAGCGAGUGCCUUCUCGAAGGCGGCGGCGUCGUCAGGAGACAUCCAGAGCUGCCUGGGUGGAUCCUCGACCGCCAUUGCAGACUCGCAGGCCUCCUCCAACGACGGCAGCGGCGCAUUUGCACAGGCCAGCGCCACCGCGCAGGCCGGUGCCGGCAGCGGCCGGAAGCUGCGGGCAGUCACAUGA